Messenger RNA from Closterium sp. NIES-67, 2176 nucleotides. Lineage: Eukaryota; Viridiplantae; Streptophyta; Zygnematophyceae; Desmidiales; Closteriaceae. The record is from the annotation of a GenBank genome assembly.
CCACUUCCAACGCCGCAUUCGGCGCCGCGUAUUGCGUGGCAUACCCGAUAAUGCCCGUGGCCAUGGAAUCCAUGGCUGUUACUAGCCGCGUCGCGCUAACGACAAACAGCGCCAGCCACCAGCAACAGUGUUACGUCCCACCAGAAUUUCGCGCACGCGGUACCAGCGGCGCCGCCGAAUUGAGAAAUUUCCCGCCGGCCCAUCAAAGUUGUGCUAGUUUCCAUCCUACGUGGCAUUUGCGACGUUUCGAGAGUUCCACGUGUCAUUCAGCGAGCGAUCCGACGUGUCAGCUUCAGGCACCGCAAUUUCCGUGCGUCCAGCGACUACUGCGAAAUUCACGACUAAGGACAAGCUUCGCGAAGAACUGCUUUAUAGGCGAUGGUUACCAAAUUUCGCGAGAUUUGCGACGGCAAAGACGGCUCCGCACUGUAGAGCCGAGUCUGGCUUCCCCCGCAUGCAGCCUCCCCUCGCUGAAUCCCUCGAUCUCUGCAUCUGAACCGUCAAUUUCCUGUCAAUCUCCACCGUCCAUUCCCAACCAGGCUCUGGUGGCAUCCAUCGCCGCAUCUCAGCCGUCCAUUCCCUUCGCCCUGCCAUCUCAGCCAUUGAUCCCAGCAAGCGACACGUGGGGGGUAUGGGCCGCGCUGCUAGUAGCCGCAGCCAUAGGUUUCUGGUCGGAGCGCCAUACCGAUUUAGGACGCGCUUUAAGCGGCCCGUUAGUCGCCACAUUAGUAGGCCUAGCCGCGAGCAACUUAGGCCUGAUCCCCUGCGAGGCGCCUGCUUAUAACGUAGUUAAUCGCUUCCUGCUGCCUCUAGCCGUUCCUCUGCUGUUAUUUGCUGCCGACCUAAGGCGGGUGAUUAAAGACACCGGGCGGCUUCUUCUGGCGUUUUGUGUGGGAGCAGUCGGCACUAUCUUUGGAACCCUGGUGGCCUAUGCCGCCCUGCCGCUGCGAUCGCUGGGCGGCGAUGGUUGGAAGAUAGCGGCUGCACUGAUGAGCCGGCACAUAGGGGGAGCUGUCAACUACGUGGCAGUGACAGAGGCGUUACAAGCAUCCCCAUCGGUGGUAACUGCAGCGCUGGCAGCAGACAACCUGCUCUGCGCGCUCUACUUCACCACGCUCUUUGCCCUCGCUGCCAAGAUACCGGCAGAACCCAUCAGUGGUGGUUCAAGCAGUGGUGGUAGUGGCGCUGCCAACAUUUCGCCCGAUUCGCAGGCCCCCCCCUCUUUCGACGUCUCAGCAGCAGCCACUGCCCUCGCCCUCUCCGCCUCUCUCUGCUGGCUCGGGUCCGUGCUUGCAAGGAGCCUUCACUUCACUGGCGGCACCAUCCCCUGUGUCACAGCGCUGGUGCUCGCAUUCGCUACAAUCACACCUGGCCUGGCUGCCCCCCUGGUUGCCCCUGGGGAGAAGAUGGCUGCGCUGAUGCUGCAGGUGUUCUUUGCCUCAGUCGGUGCCAACGGCAGCCUCUCCUCCGUUCUCUCCUCCGCCCCCUCCCUCUUCCUUUUUAUUCUCCUCCAGCUCUCCCUGCACCUCCUCCUCACCCUCUCCCUCGGCCGCCUCCUCUCCUUCCCCCUCAAGCCGCUCCUCAUCGCCUCCAACGCCAAUGUGGGCGGGCCGACGACAGCAGCCGGGAUGGCAGCUGCCAAGGGGUGGCGAUCACUGACUGUUCCGGCCGUGCUGGUGGGAAUUUUUGGGUACGCUACAGCCACAUUUCUGUCGGUUGUCAUAGGGCACACUGUCUUAAAGCCCAUGCAUCUGAAAGCAGUGCUCUCCUGACAGGGCUGCUGCCAGCAGCAGUAGCACCGACAACAGCAGCGGGGAUGGCUGCUGCCAAGGGGUGGCGAUCUUUGACUGUUCCGGCGGUGCUGGUGGGUAUUUUAGGGCUUCAAGCCAUAGCCAUGUUUCUCUCAGCUGCUGUAGGGCACACCGUCUUAAAGCCCAUGCACCUGGCUGUUCUGGUGGGGGUUUUCGGGUAUUUGGCUGUGUUGGUUGCGACAGUUACUUGAAGCGCAGUUAUCGGGCACACAAUGCUCAAGCCCUUCGAGACAGUCAUGUUAAGACUAGAAAGAAUGAGUAGACGAAGGGAGAACAGAGGAGAUAUAGUGUUUGGGUUGUACCCACUAAGAACAUACCCUAUCUAGCCUAUAACUUCUGCAUAACAAUAUAUGUAAAAGUUGACA